Molecule: messenger RNA, 4682 nt
Organism: Plutella xylostella (diamondback moth)
Lineage: Eukaryota; Metazoa; Arthropoda; Insecta; Lepidoptera; Plutellidae
Product: cyclic nucleotide-gated channel alpha-3
Biological process (GO): monoatomic cation transmembrane transport
Cellular component (GO): plasma membrane; intracellular cyclic nucleotide activated cation channel complex
Molecular function (GO): intracellularly cAMP-activated cation channel activity; protein-containing complex binding; intracellularly cGMP-activated cation channel activity
Source: RefSeq, a predicted model, not a curated record
CUGGAGGGCGGCGCGCUGGGCGGCGGCGACGCGCUGGGCGCAGCCGCGCGGGCGCCGCGCUCCCCGCCCGCCGCCUCGCCGCCCGCCGCCAGCCUCUCCACCAGCCGGCACAGUCUUAUCGAUAUGAUGACUUGUCGGCUGGGGUCGCGGCGGCUGGGCGGGUCCCGCGGCUCGCUCGCCGCCGCGCCCGCCUGCUCCGCGGCCAGCGAGCUGGACCUGUCCUCGCGCUCCCGACGCUCCCACCGCGCCAGGUCGCCGGGCGUCAGCGAGGCGCCGCUGCUCACGGGCUGGCGCAGCACGCCGCACACGCCGGCCACGCCGCACACGCCUCACACGGCGCACACGCCCGCGUCGCACCUCUCGCAGAACCACCUCGCGCCGCACUGCAAUGGAACUGACACCGGCAGCAGAGGCGCGCUGCGCAGGCGCUCCACAUACACGAGCGGGCGACUGCGCACGAGCCCCAAUUGGUCGUUCGUGUUCGACCCGGCGGGCCGGCUGUGCUACUAUUGGUCGAUGGUGGUCUCGCUAGCCUUCCUCUACAACCUGUGGGUCAUCGUCUACAGGUUCGCCUUCCAAGAGAUUAAUGGCGAGACGCUGAUCGUGUGGUUCACGCUGGACUACUUCUCCGACUUCCUGUACCUGGCCGACAUCCUGUUCCACUUCCGCACGGGCUACCUGGAGGACGGCGUCCUGCAGACGGACUCGGGCAAGCUGCGGGCGCACUACAUGAACUCCACCACCUUCUACAUCGACUGCCUGUGCCUGCUGCCGCUGGACUUCCUCUAUCUGUCCAUCGGCUUCAACUCCAUCCUACGCUCCUUCCGCCUCGUCAAGAUCUACCGCUUCUGGGCCUUCAUGGACCGCACGGAGCGGCACACCAACUACCCAAACCUCUUCCGAUCGACCAGCCUCAUACAUUAUUUACUAGUGAUAUUCCAUUGGAACGGGUGCUUGUACCAUAUAAUUUAUAAAAACAAUGGCUUCGGCAGUAAAAACUGGGUGUAUCAUGACACUGAAACGGCUGAUGUGGUGAAACAGUAUUUGCAAAGUUAUUAUUGGUGCACGUUGGCGCUUACGACUAUAGGCGACCUGCCGCGGCCGCGCUCCAAGGGCGAGUACGUGUUCGUGAUCGCGCAGCUGCUGUUCGGGCUCAUGCUGUUCGCCGCCGUGCUCGGCCACGUCGCCAACAUCGUCACCUCCGUCAGCACGGCGAGGAAGGAGUUCCAAGCCAAGCUGGACGGCGUGAAGACGUACAUGCGCAUGCGGCGCGUGCCCACGCACCUGCAGGUCAAGGUCAUCAAGUGGUUCGACUACCUGUGGCUCACGCAGAAAUGCUCCGACGAGGAGAAGGCGGUGUCGUGUCUUCCAGACAAACUCAAGGCGGAGAUCGCGAUCAACGUCCAUUUGGACACGCUCAAGAGAGUGGAGAUCUUCCAGAACACGGAAGCGGGGUUCCUGUGCGAGCUGGUGCUGCGCCUGCGCCCCGUGCUGUUCUCCCCGGGGGACUACAUCUGCAGGAAGGGUGAAGUGGGCAAGGAGAUGUACAUAGUGAACCGCGGCAAGCUGCAGGUGGUGGGCGACAACGGCAAGGCCGUGCUCGCGACACUAAAGGCUGGUUCUUAUUUUGGAGAAAUUUCCAUUCUGAACAUGGGCACGGCAGGUAAACAACUUGGCAACCGGCGGACAGCGUCGGUGCGGUCGGUGGGCUACUCUGACCUCUUCGUGCUGAGCAAGAAGGACAUGUGGGACGUGCUGAAGGAGUACCCCGCCGCGAGGGUGCGCCUCGAGUCCAUCGCCGUCAAGAGACUUGAGAAAUAUAAGAAGGCGCCGCUCGAGAAAGUGGCCAUGGGUCGCUGCCAGUCCACGCCGGGGCUGGUGGAGACGCAAGGCCAGGUGCCGCUGGAAGAGAUGCAGCUGCCGCAGGCCGCGCUCCCCGCGCCCCCCGCGCACCCCGCGCACGCCCCCGCGCCGCACGCCUCGCACCCGCCCUCAUAUCGGGACCAGGUUUAUAGUUCGUCAGUAAGCCCACUGCGCGUGGCGUCCCCAGUCGUCUCCCUCGCGUCCAGCGCCCGCAGCAGCGGCGGCGCGGGCGGCAGCGCGGCGGCUGCGGCCCCGCGCAUGCUCAUAGACUCGCAUGAGGUGCUGGAGUGCGAAAUCAAGCGGCUGCGGGAGCGCCUGCACACGGUCGAGACGGAGAACGCCGCCAUGUCCGCCAAGCUCAGCCAGCAGCAGUGGGAGGUGGACCAGAGGUUGCAAGAGAUCGAGAUGCAGAUCUGCGGCGCGAGCUCGCUGAGCUCUCAGGAGGAGAACGAGCGCAACCGCGAGAGCAUCAUUUAACGAUGCGCCUCGCCCGCGCCCCGCCCCCGCUGCCAGCCGCCCCCGCGCCUGUGCCGGCCCCCGCCAGCGCCCCCCGUCUUCUAACCACAGUGACCAGUGUCACAAAAACAGACUUUUUUACGAACACUAUUUAAUCUAUGUACGAAACGACUAUCAAAUUUAUAUAUACCUAUUACGUAGUUUUUACAACUCGCUAAUAUAUUUGUCGAGUGAUCGUGGAGUGAGAUUUUGCCAAGACAAUAUCUUUAAAUCUUACGUUGUACGGUUUAAGUGCAUAGGGUACCUAAUUGUUAAGUGAGUAGAAUAGCCGCGGAGUCAGCGCGGGCUCCGCGGUAUUAGAUAAAUUAUUUAAUUGAUUCCGGACAACGAGCCAGUGUCGACGAGUGUCUUCGAGUGUACCGAGUGUCGGCAAGUUUACAAAGUGUCAGCUAGUGUCAACAUAAUAUCGCCUGUGUCGCAGUGUCUCAGCGAAUGUCGCGAGAUUGAAGCGCGAAAAUGGAGUUCGUUUGCCGGUCUGAUAAUAAUUGUUCACCUGAACCAUGAGUGUUUACUAUUUACCCAUACUUGUUCAUCAAUGUUAAUAAUAGCCAUCAGGUUUUAGUUUAAGCUGAGGUAAUUUAUUGACCGUAUUCCUCAUGUUUAUAAGUUGAGUAUCUUUAUCAUGUGUGUAGUAGUUCGUGACUGAGGGUUGUGAUUGGUGGCCGGCAGUCGUGACGUCACCAUCACGGCUGACGUCACGAUGCAUGUAGUACGCGCUGGACCGCCAGUUGCAACCUAUUGCUAUUUUCACAUGAGUACAGGGUUAAGAUAUAAGCAGGUACUUAGGAUGAAAUAACUUUUAUUCGUGAUAGAUGAAUCUGAUAUUUUUGUUUUAUAUUAUACCAUGUCUUUUGGGUUCAUGCUUAGACCUACCUAAUUUAUGUUCCUGUUUGAUUUGCACACAUCCACUUUUUAAGACAAAAAUGAUCAAUAUGACCCUGUUCUCGUGUGUUCUUAGAUCUUUAAACUGUGUGCCAAAAUCUGCCAAAUGAUUGUAACUUCCUACCUAAAACAAAAUGAUAAGAUUUGUGUUUUAUUAUUAAUCAUACCCACAUAUUUAAAUGUACCACGGAUAAGCAAUUAUCCAUUUUGAGCUUUAAUUAAUACCUAAUAAAGUUUCGGACAAAAUAAUAAUUAAAAUCUUACCACUUUCAUUUUAAAUUGUAUCACAAUUUUGUGUAAGUAUUUAUUUACUGACAUAUAAUUAAAUGUUUUAUAAUUACGUAUUUUGUCCAAAUGUAAAAAUAAUAACAAGACCAUAGUACAUCGUAAUUUGUUGUAAUGAAGUUAAUAAAUAUUAACAAACCUACAUUAUACCUAUAUACUAAGAGAUUGGGCUACAUGGCUCAUUCAGUUUGAUACAUAAAUCACUACUACUGCCAAAUAAGAAUUAGGUAGAUAAAAUGUUUUAAUGUAAAGUUAUUGUACCAAUGAUCUAGAAAAUGUUUUGUACUUAACAUUAUUUCUAUUAAAUAAAUUAAGUGAAGUACGAAAUGGAUAAUAUAAUGAUAACAUAUAAUAUUAUGUAUGUUAUAUGUAAUAUUUUAAUUGUUGAUACUUACGAAAGAUUAUUUAUUUCCAACUUCGUUUCGCAUUAACGUUAAAUGAUAAAUGUACCAAUUAUUACAUACAAAAUAAUGUAAUACCAGAUUGAGAUGUAAAUAAGUGUAAUAUAUGACUACAUAAUAUAUAUAUCUAACGCAUAUGUAUAGUUUAUUUACGAGAAAAAUAUGUUGCCCAGCAAGUUUAUGGCGAAACCCUGAGGUGUGUGCAUUGUGCAAUGGCCCUUUAAUUUUAUAUCACAAAAAAAUUGUCUAUGACUUCCCACCUAUAUGUUGUUUUAAGUUUUGUUAUAAAUGUUAUACUUACGAAAUUUCGUUACGAUUUCAUUUGCACAAAUUUAUUACAAUCCCACUUAUGCUUUUAAAAAAUGUACCUAUCAGUAGAAUUUGGUUACCAAUUAAAUUUUCACAAAUACAUUCCCACUUUUGUUGAAAUAAGAAAUGUAUCAGUAAAUACCUAAAGGUAUCUUAAAUUACCUUACAAUUAUAUGAAAGAUCAUCUUUAAUCAUGUUUUUACUGAGUGGCUAAUUAUAUUGUGAUUACGAUUAUGAUUUAUCGAAUUAAUAUUAUAAUUUUAACUGAGUUACCGAGGAAGGUAAUGGAUAAGAGAACGACUUGCCUACGAUGUAUUCCUGAAAUCUUCAGCUAUGGUUGUGCUCUAUUGAAUAUCAUUUUCAAAUGAAAAUUAAUAGUGAUGAAAAGUUACAAAAGGACCUUCGAGAGCCAUGAAAAAGUAAUUU